Messenger RNA from Vidua chalybeata, 669 nucleotides. RefSeq lists its product as uncharacterized. NCBI's taxonomy places the organism in Eukaryota, Metazoa, Chordata, Aves, Passeriformes, Viduidae. The transcript has 8 exons. The coding region runs from base 1 to 669 and encodes 222 amino acids. The record is from RefSeq and is a predicted model, not a curated record.
AUGAGGGAGCAGCGCCGAGGGACGGAAGAGGAAAAGCCGGCUGCGGACAGCCGAGGGCCGGUGACCGCGGGAAGAGGAAAACCCGCGGGCGGCCCCUCGCUGUCUUUCCGCGGCGCCGCGCCGGGGGCCGGGCGGGGCGGCCAUGAGGGCGGCCUGAGGGACGGCCCGGGCGAGCCCCGGCCAUGGGCGAGAGGCGGCGCGGGGAGAGCGGCGAGCCGGGCACGGGAUUUCCCCAGGAUCCCGAGGAGCAGAGUUCCCUGUCAGCACGGAUUCCAGUACAGCAAAGCCAUCCUGGUGGAAAACGAGCUUUUCCUGAGUGAGCUCCAAGCUUUUGCCCGAGCCAGGAGGAGCUGCAGGAGACCUUUGCAUUCCUGCUCUUUGACAAGGAGGAGGAGGCCCAGCAGGUGUGUCAGAGCGGGCUCCGUGUCAACAGCAGCAACAUCUCCACCCUGGGGGAUCCUGCCAAAGGGGUUUAUAUUUCCAAAUAUUCCGACUGCCUCCAUCCCAGCCCUUGGCACCACGGAAAAUCGGGAUUUAUUGUCAUCUGUAAACUCAUCAAGGGCAAGGUCGGAGCCAUCCCCGGGAGCUCCCCGUUCCCCUCGCCCGGCUACGACUGCCGCGUGUCCAGCGGGAGCAGCCAGUACUGCGUGGACGAGGCGAGCGGGGUGA